Molecule: messenger RNA, 3462 nt
Organism: Lepisosteus oculatus (spotted gar)
Lineage: Eukaryota; Metazoa; Chordata; Actinopteri; Semionotiformes; Lepisosteidae
Gene: tamm41
Product: TAM41 mitochondrial translocator assembly and maintenance homolog
Biological process (GO): cardiolipin biosynthetic process; CDP-diacylglycerol biosynthetic process
Cellular component (GO): mitochondrion
Molecular function (GO): phosphatidate cytidylyltransferase activity
Source: RefSeq, a predicted model, not a curated record
UGUAACAUUUAUCAUGUGAAUUUUGCAGUAACCUUUACAGUUACAACAUGUGGAAGCGUUAUAUUGUAGGACUAUUGAUGUCCGUAGAUAUUAAGUUUUAUGUGGGCAGUGAUUGCUAGGUAUUCAUGAGAAAGCAAGGCACUAUGUUGUAUCGGUAGAAUUCAGUUUUAACGUUCAUUUUUCUAAGAAUAUUGCCUUCAUUUGAAUGUGUUAUUUAUGCAUUUUCUUUUUUACAACUUACUACCAUGUCUUUACCAGCAGUACAGACCACAAGUGUCAUCUACCGCAAGAUUUUGUCUCGGUUUCCCCAGGACAUGAGCCUGGCUUUUGCCUACGGAUCGGGCGUGUUUAGACAAUCUGGGACAACCCAUGGGCAGAUGGGGAGUAAUAUGCUUGAUUUUGUGUUUGCUGUGGAUGAUCCAGUCUCUUGGCACACAAUGAAUCUGAUGAAAAACCACAAGCAUUAUUCCUUCCUGAGGUACCUGGGUCCCAGACAUGUCAGCAACGUUCAGAGCCAACAUGGAGCUCGAGUCUAUUAUAACACAUUAGUACAAUGUGAUGGCAGGAUGAUCAAGUAUGGGGUCAUUAGCACAGAUGCUUUGAUUGAGGACUUGUUUCACUGGAAGACCUUAUAUAUUGCUGGGAGGCUCCAUAAACCAGUUAAAAUCCUGGUUCAGAAUGACAGCAGCAAGCUGCGGGCGGCUCUGGUCAGUAACCUGAAGAGUGCAGUCACGGCCGCCUUUCUCAUGCUGCCUGAGAGCUUCUCAGUGGAGGAUCUCUUUGUCCAAAUUGCUGGACUCUCCUAUGCCGGGGAUUUUAGGAUGGUAAUAGGAGAAGACCGAUCCAAGGUUCUGAAUAUUGUCAGGGGCAAUCUGCCACACUUUCAGAACCUCUACGGCAACAUUCUUCAUGAAUGCUCACAGGUGGUUUACAAGCCACUGCAGGGGAAAUUAGAGAUUGAUAAAAGUCCAGAGGGUCAGUUCACACAGCUGAUGGGGCUACCCAGGACUCUUCAGCAAGAGAUUACAAGUCUUGUAGAUCCACCUGGAAAGAACAGGGAUGUAGAAGAAAUCUUACUGCAGGUGGCUCAGGAUCCAGACUGUGGAUUAGUGGUGCAGCAAGGAAUAUCUUCAAUUGUCAAGACAUCAAGCCUAACACAGAGUGCCAAAGGCAUUGUAACUGCUGGCUUGAUAAAAACUGUAUCAUAUAGUCUGAAAAAGCUCCAGAAAAUGUGGAAGGGAUCAAGAAGGAAGUCCAACUGAAUGAAGUCAUCUACUUUAUGGACCUGUUGAAUAUAUUUGCUAUAAAAGUCACCAGUUUCAUUGCUUUGUUUAUUUUUAUUUGACAACUUCACUUAUCAACGCAAUGAAUCUUCUGCAAAGGUAACACUUGAAUUUGAAGUGCAUUUCCCUCUUGGUCCUUUACGGCUGGCUUUUAAAGAGCUUUCUUUGUUCUGGAGGGGAAAACAUUCUGGAAAAUGUGCUCCUCAAAAAGCUAGAUAUGAGUUUCAUGAAAUAUGGGGUAUGUUAGCACAAAAAUUGUGUGGGAGCUGGAUCCUAUCCUGGCAAGAAAUGGGCAGAAAGCAGGGUCAUACCGCUGGAGGGCCAAAGGUUUGUUGCAGGGCAGACUGACACAGACAAACACCCGAAGAAGGCUCCACAGCUGAAACGUUGUGUUUUUCUUCUCUUUUCAGCGUGGAAUAAACCUUUACUUGUUCCUUUGCAGCCUAUGCAUGCUGAUGCAGCUACCUGCUUGAACUGCUGCCACAAACACAUACAGGACCUGGGCACUCUCACACCAGGGCCAAUUUUCCCAGAAGCCACUUAACAUACCAGCAUGUGUUUGGAUUGUGGGAGGAAACUGGAGGACUAGGGGAAAAAUCGUGCGAACAUGGGAAGAAUAUAAAAACAAGAAGGCACCCCAGGUCCAGAGAAUUGAACCCAGGGCCUCAGUGUUAUUAGGCAGCAACGCUAACCACUGUACGAUCUUGCUGCCCUAUUACAGACACAUCUCUGUAUUAAAAUGUCUGACUUCAGGUUGGUUAUAAAUUAUGUACAGCAAUUAUUUUAACAAGUGAAUCUGAUCUACAGUUACUCAGGAGGAUUCUCACAAUAUUCCCUUUCUGGAUGGUUCAUGAUAUGAUGUUUUAGGUUAUAGUUUAGGCAAAUAAAUCAAUCUUGCUGUUUCACAAUCGGGUUAUUUUCGGUAACAACAGCCUCUCAUCGUAUAUUCCAGCCUUAGUGUUUGCAUGUUCUUGUCAUUUACUUAGAAACAGAAGGUGUAAAUUAAGAGUUCCUCUCCACAUUUGUAAAUUCAGCCAGAGCAUUUACCUAUACAUAUACAAUUCAAUUCUCUUCCCAAAAUUUUGCCUCAAAUAUAUUAAAUCAAAUUUUUAUGCAAAGUGUAAAAUAGCAAAACUAUUUUACUGAAUUUUUCAAAAAUUCCACCACAUUUAAUUUGAAACUGUUUUCUGAUGUGACCAUACGACAGAUCUUGUAGACAGAUUCAGCGUCUUCUCAUUUCAUCCACGGUAAUGUGUCCUUUUGCUUUACUCCUGGGCCAGAGCUCUGUAUGCUGAGUCAAUUUUAUCCUUUUCACUAAAGCAAACUGGCAAAUAAUUUACAAGCUUCACUUCCAUGGGAAGUUGCAGCAGAAAGACGUUAUUUUUGCACAAUUCUCUUGAGACUUUGCUAUCCUGUAGUUAUUCACAUGGCUUGAGGUCUCACUUUUAGAAAUGAUCUACAACCGUUAACUACCAUAACGAUGCAGCUUAACUCCUUGUUUAUUAGAACACUUUUUAAAUUUUUUGGUGUGUUUUUCCUGAUGUUGUGUUGGAUAAUUGUUUUAUCAUGCCAACCUAGACAUUUUGCAUUUAUACUAAAGGAUAUGUGCUGAUGUAUCCCAUUAUUUGUCAAAUAUUAAUUUGGCCUCAUUACUUAAGUUUUAUAGCAUUUAUAUAAUGAGUCUUGCAAUAUAGCUUUGUUUAGACCUAUCUGUCUGUCAUUCAUAGCACAUUCAUUUGCUAUUCUUAAAGUGGUUUAGAAAUCCCGUAAUUAGUGAUGAUCAAUUCCACUGAAAAAUGUCUCCUUAUCUUGUUAAUGAUAAAUAAAACAAUUUAAAACCAUUUAUCACCUAUCUGUGUAUGCUAGGACAAUUAACCAUAUGUGGAAUUUGUCUGUUUAUGAGAUAGGCAAGAGCAAUACUAAAGUACCUGGAUGUCUAAAACAUGCUAAAACUAAAAAAAAGGACAAACACAUAACAUUAUCCAGUAUGAUUACAUGCAGAUUGUGCCAAACCAUGGAGGAGCUUACAGUUUUAACAUUACUGUCUUUUUCCUGACAACAUAGCAUCAUUGUGGCUUCACCAGCAUGGCAAUAUUUGCUUCCAUUGUGUUUCAGAAUAUGUUCAACGAAUGACCUACUGCAUUAUGCUGGUUUUCGAAUAAAUGUACAAGUGAAACUA